Molecule: messenger RNA, 2603 nt
Organism: Exophiala oligosperma
Lineage: Eukaryota; Fungi; Ascomycota; Eurotiomycetes; Chaetothyriales; Herpotrichiellaceae
Exons: 5
Coding region: 784-2469 (561 amino acids)
Biological process (GO): transmembrane transport
Cellular component (GO): membrane
Molecular function (GO): transmembrane transporter activity
Source: RefSeq, a predicted model, not a curated record
UUCGAACUCUUGUAUGUCGCUCAUCUCCUUUUUACUACCCUACUACUCCGUACCCUCCGUGGACUGAAAUUUCAUCCCCAAACAACCCAAGCGAUGGAUGGCAGCAACCGCUACGAAAGGGACGGACGGUGACUUGCCUACGCCACCCAAACUUACUCCGCUCCCAUCAAAUCGUGAAUCACCGAUAACGAAUCUCUUGUACCUCGUAACGGAGUACACGGAGUAAAGAGGUGCAGUUGAGCGGUCAAACCCACUCGCAUUCAUCGUUUCCACUUCGCACAUGGCCCGACAUCGUCGUCACCAUCGUCCUUCCUCGCCCUUGUCCCAAAGAUAAGAGAUUCCAAUAGGAUCUCGCCCUUUUGAUUCCGUCUCUCGUUACGGGUCACCAAGAAGGUUUGUACUCGGUAUAUACAUAUAUAAUAUGUAUGUAUAUACUCCGUACACUGUAAGUAUUUAAUCCAACCGAGUUCCCUGUUCACAAACUAUUUUGAGAGUGUGUACAUUUCCUCUUUUUUUUUGGUGAAUACCAACUAUUUACUAUCUAACUGUCUGUGUCAUCCUUUCCUUCGACUUCUAACUUCUACCUUUCCCCCAUUCUUCCCCUCCGACCUGGCGACACGCCCUUCCUCCUCUUCCUCCUCUUCCUCCUCCUCCUCCUCCUCCUCCUCCUCCUCCGCCUUGUGAUCACUUCAACAGUCUCUCGGGCCAACCACUUGUAAUUCUUCUACUCGAUUGGACGUCGACUCGAUACCCUACCUACCAAACAACCAACCAACCAACAACAUGGCCGCGCGCCGAUUGUCGUCCAUCGUCCAUGGUGGGAAAGAAAGUCAAGUUUUUGACCCGAACCUGGGAAAUGAAGCUCAACUCGCCAAACUUGGUUAUGAACAAGAGCUCAAACGAUCCUUUUCUCUACUCGGAAUGGUGGGCUUCAGCUUUUCCAUCGUGACGUGCUGGACCGCCCUGGGCGGAACUUUGAUCCUCGGUAUCGUGUCCGGUGGUCCUCCGGUCAUGGUGUGGUCGUGGCUGGGUAUAUGUCUGUUGUCUUUGACGGUGGCGUACUCCUUUGCAGAAAUGUGUUCAGCAUACCCCACGGCAGGUGGACAAUACAGUUGGGUGGCCAUCCUGGCCCCUCCCAAGUACGCUCGAGGAGCAGCGUGGGUGACGGGAUGGUUCAUGUGUACCGGUAUCGUCGCCAUGGGAGCGGUCAAUAACUUUAUCGGAUCCAACUUUCUCCUGGGGAUGGCGAACCUCAAUUACCCCGACUACGAGAUCCAAAGGUGGCACUGCGUCCUCGUGACUUACCUCAUGGCUCUGACCGCCGCGACCGUCAACAUCUUCCUGUCUCGCUACCUGAACCAAAUCUCCACCUUCGCCGUCAUCUGGAACGUCGUGUCCUUUUUCGUCGUCAUCAUCACCAUCCUGGCCUGCAACGACCACAAACAAUCCGCCAGCUUCGUGUUCAAGGACUUUCAGAACCAGACGGGGUUCUCUUCGGCGGGGAUGGGCGUCAUGAUUGGUCUUUUGCAGACCUUGUUUGGAAUGUGUUGUUAUGAUGCUCCUGCGCACAUGACCGAAGAAAUGCUCAACCCGGCCAAAGAGGCCCCGCAGGCCAUCAUCCUCUCCGUCUUCCUCGGCGCCUUUACCGGUUUCGUCUUUUUGAUCUCGGCCUUUUUCUGCAUCGGCGACCUCGAGGCCACGGCCAACACCAGCACCGGCGUACCCCUGAUCCAGAUCUUCCACGACUCGACCGGCAGCACCAGCGGGGCCACGGCGCUCGCCAGCCUCGUCACCGUCAUCGUCCUGAUCUGCGCCAACAGCCUCAUGGCCGAGGGCUCCCGGGCCCUGUGGGCCUUCGCGCGCGACCACGGCCUGCCCUUCUCCGGCGUCUUUGCCAGGGUCGACAGGAAAUCCCAGGUCCCCGUCUACAGCAUCCUCCUGUGCUGCGCGAUCCAGAUGGGACUCAACAGCAUCUACUUUGCCAGCUACGAAGGCUUCAGCACCGUCAUCUCCAUCGCCACCUUCGGCUUCUACGUCAGUUACGCCAUGCCGCUUUUCGUCCGCCUGUGGAGUUACUUCACCGGCCACGAAAAGACCAUCCCGGGCGCCUACACCCUGGGCAAGUGGAGCCCCCUGGUCAACGCCGUCGGGUUGGUGUUCUUGGUCUUUGCCGGCAUCGACUUCAACUUCCCCCAGGCGGGCCCCGUCACGGCCGACAACAUGAACUAUUGCAGUGCCGCCUUCGGAAUCAUCGGUCUGAUCAGCGUCGUGACUUGGGUCUUUGACGGGAGGAAAAACUUCACCGGCCCCCAAACCGGUGUCAUGAGUGCCGUCGAGGCCGAAGAUAAAGGUUUGCCUCUGGGUGCGGCAAUCCUUAACGAAAAAGAAAAGGACAAAAAGAGUCUGGAUGAUGGGAGUGAAGGAACGGGAGUGAAGGUGCCCAUACAGGAUGCCAACAAAAUGGCCUGAUUGCCUCGGUCGUUCAACAUCUAUCUCUUUUUUCCCCUCUACUUUUGCCGUUAACGUUGAAAACAACAAACAAUAUUGAUCAAUCCAUCUAUCUUGCUUCUUCUGGCCCAGGUCCCAAAACAUUUCAUGGCUAG